Messenger RNA from Paramecium pentaurelia, 970 nucleotides. The record is from the annotation of a GenBank genome assembly. NCBI's taxonomy places the organism in Eukaryota, Ciliophora, Oligohymenophorea, Peniculida, Parameciidae.
AUGAAGAAAUUCGAUAAUUAUGAUUCAUUUUUCAAACUAACAAAUAGAAUGUCAGAGAAUUCAACACCAAUAGGAAAUCUAUUAUAAGUAUAAAAUCCAAGAUAUAUCUAAAGUAAAAACCUCAAUAUCAUCCAACUGUUCUUAAUGGAUUGAGGAAUAAAAAUACUUAAUCCUAUAAAACAUUGUGUUCACCUUCCAAAAUAUUUGAUUAUUCUGAUACUCAUGAAAUAACUUAAAAUUAAAAAAAUAAGUAUGAAGCAAGUGAAAGGAAAAGAUAGAUAGAAGCAAAUUCUUAAAGAACUAUUAAUCCAAGUAUUGAAAAAUGUAAUUCACCAAAACAAUCAAGAAUAUAAUCAAGUACUCGUUACAAUGUAAAUUAGGAGAGUACCUACAAAGAACCAAAACGAUAAGUAAAGUAAUUAAUAUUAAUUAUAAUUAGAGCAUGUACACAAAAAUCAUAGGAUUUCAAUCAUAGAAUAAAUUUACCAAUUAGCUAAGUAAAAGUAUUUUUUUAUUUGAGAUGUAAGUUAAUGAUGGAAAUGAAGAAUAAGGAAAUUCUAAAACACAUAAAAAAUCAUAAUCUAUAAAGACUUUUGUUAAUUUAUAGACUUCUCCUAUUUAAAAUGAAUGUAAAAAGUAUAUAAAUUAAAAUAGGCUUUUAAAUUUAUACUGAAAGAGCAAAAGCAACUCAAUAUGAAGAUAGUUUUCGUCAUUUAUUAACAAGUUAUUAAAAAGCUAAUUAAAAUAAAAAUGAAGGCAAAAAAAAAUAUCCUUAAAGUCGAUUAAUUUAUGAAUCAACUAAAAUAGUAGAACAAUAAGUCUUAAAACCAUAUAAUAAGGUUUUUUAAUAAAGUGAAAAUGAAAAAAAUGUAUAUAUUAGUUUAAGAGUAUUUAUUAGGUAAGAUAGAAUAAAAAAGGGUUAGGAGAUUAGAUCUUAAAUCAACAGAAAUCAAAUUUUCAGAUAUAUUGA